This is a messenger RNA of Lethenteron reissneri (Far Eastern brook lamprey), 3963 nucleotides long. Its product is annotated as probable G-protein coupled receptor 179. Lineage: Eukaryota; Metazoa; Chordata; Hyperoartia; Petromyzontiformes; Petromyzontidae. The record is from RefSeq and is a predicted model, not a curated record.
AUGAGCAGAAAUCCGCCAAACGUUUGCCCCUGGGAGGAUACCACAGAUCAGGAUUGCAUGACAGCUAGCAUGAAGGGCAGUGGAAAGAACAAUGAGAAACUGGCCUCAGUUUGCCGUUGGGAGGCUGAUGGUGGAAAGAUGAAGGGUGGUAGAAUCACCCUUAAGGACAGUGGCAAGACCAGUGAGAACCGAGGUGCAGUUUGCCCCUGGGAGACUGAGAGUGGGAAUGUAUCUAGCAAAACAAUCAGCAGCAAGCGCAGUGGCAAGAGCAGUGAGAAACUGGCCUCGGUUUGCCCCUGGGAGACUGAGGGUGGAGAGAUUGAGGGGGGUAGAAUCAGCACAAAGAAGAGUGGCGAGAGCAGUGAGAAACUGGCCUCGGUUUGCCAUUGGGAGGCUGAGGGUGGAGAUACUGAGGGUGGUAAAAUCAGCACAAAGGAGAGUUGCGAGAGCAGUGAGAAACUAGCCUCGGUUUGCCCCUGGGAGGCUGAGGGUGGAGAGACUGAGAGUGGUAGAAUCAGCGCCAAGGAGAGCGACAAGAGCAGUGAGAAACUGGCCUCGGUUUGCCCCUGGGAGGCUGAGGGUGGAGAGAUUGAGGGUGGUAGAAUCAGCACCAAGGAGAGCGACAAGAGCAGUGAGAAACUGGCCUCGGUUUGCCCCUGGGAGAAUGAGGGUGGAGAGAUUGAGGGGGGUAGAAUCAGCACAAAGAAGAGUGGCGAGAGCAGUGAGAAAUUGGCCUCGGUUUGCCCCUGGGAGACUGAGGGUGGAGAGACUGAGAGUGGUAGAAUCAGCGCCAAGGAGAGCGACAAGAGCAGUGAGAAACUGGCCUCGGUUUGCCCCUGGGAGAAUGAGGGUGGAGAGAUUGAGGGGGGUAGAAUCAGCACAAAGAAGAGUGGCGAGAGCAGUGAGAAACUGGCCUCGGUUUGCCAUUGGGAGGCUGAGGGUGGAGAUACUGAGGGUGGUAAAAUCAGCACAAAGGAGAGUUGCGAGAGCAGUGAGAAACUAGCCUCGGUUUGCCCCUGGGAGGCUGAGGGUGGAGAUACCGAGAGUGGUAGAAUCAGCACCAAGAAGAGUGGCGAGAGCAGUGAGAAACUGGCCUCGGUUUGCCCCUGGGAGGCUGAGGGUGGAGAGACUGAGGGGGGUAGAAUCAGCACCAAGAAGAGUGGCGAGAGCAGUGAGAAACUGGCCUCGGUUUGCCCCUGGGAGGCUGAGGGUCGAGAGACUAAGGGUGGUAUAAUCAGCACCAAGAGUGGCGAGAGCAGUGAGAAACUGGCCUCGGUUUGCCAUUGGGAGGCUGAGGGUGGAGAUACUGAGAGUGGUACAAUCAGCACCAAGAAGAGUAGUGAGAGCAGUGAGAAACUGGCCUCGGUUUGCCCCUGGGAGGCUGAGGGUCGAGAGACUGAGGGUGGUAAAAUCAGCACAAAGGAGAGUGGCGAGAGCAGUAAGAAACUGGCCUCGGUUUGCCCCUGGGAGGCUGAGGGUGGAGAUACUGAGGGGGGUAAAAUCAGCACAAAGGAGAGUGGCAAGAGCAGUGAGAAACUGGCCUCGGUUUGCCCCUGGGAGGCUGAGGGUGGAGAGAAUGAGGGUGGUAAAAUCAGCACAAAGGAGAGUGGCGAGAGCAGUGAGAAACUAGCCUCGGUUUGCCCCUGGGAGGCUGAGGGUGGAGAUACUGAGGGGGGUAAAAUCAGCACAAAGGAGAGUGGCAAGAGCAGUGAGAAACUGGCCUCGGUUUGCCCCUGGGAGGCUGAGGGUGGAGAGACUGAGGGUGGUAAAAUCAGCACAAAGGAGAGUGGCGAGAGCAGUGAGAAACUAGCCUCGAUUUGCCCCUGGGAGGCUGAGGGUGGAGAUACUGAGAGUGGUAGAAUCAGCACCAAGAAGAGUGGCGAGAGCAGUGAGAAACUGGCCUCGGUUUGCCCCUGGGAGGCUGAGGGUGGAGAUACUGAGAGUGGUAGAAUCAGCACCAAGAAGAGUGGCGAGAACAGUGAGAAACUGGCCUCGGUUUUCCCCUGGGAGGCUGAGGGUGGAGAGACUGAGGGUGGUAAAAUCAGCACAAAGGAGAGUGGCGAGAGCAGUGAGAAACUGGCCUCGGUUUGCCCCUGGGAGGCUGAGGGUGGAGAUACUGAGAGUGGUAGAAUCAGCACCAAGAAGAGUGGCGAGAACAGUGAGAAACUGGCCUCGGUUUGCCCCUGGGAGGCUGAGGGUGGAGAGACUGAGGGUGAUAAAAUCAGCACAAAGGAGAGUGGCGAGAGCAGUGAGAAACUGGCCUCGGUUUGCCCCUGGGAGGCUGAGGGUGGAGAGACUGAGGGGGGUAGAAUCAGCACCAAGAGGAAUGGCGAGAGCAGUGAAAAACUGGCAUCGGUUUGCCCCUGGGAGGCUGAGGGUGGAGAGAUUGGGGGUGGUAGAAUCAGCACCAAGGAGAGCGACAAGAGCAGUGAGAAACUGGCCUCGGUUUGCCCCUGGGAGGCUGAGGGUGGAGAGAUUGGGGGUGGUAGAAUCAGCACCAAGGAGAGCGACAAGAGCAGUGAGAAACUGGCCUCGGUUUGCCCCUGGGAGGCUGAGGGUGGAGAUACUGAGAGUGGUAUAAUCGGCACCAAGAAGAGUGGCGAGAGCAGUGAGAAACUGGCCUCGGUUUGCCCCUGGGAGGCUGAGGGUGGAGAGAUUGAGGGUGGUAGAAUCAGCACCAAGGAGAGCGACAAGAGCAGUGAGAAACUGGCCUCGGUUUUCCCCUGGGAGGCUGAGGGUGGAGAAAUUGAGGGUGGUAGAAUCAGCACCAAGGAGAGCGACAAGAGCAGUGAGAAACUGGCCUCGGUUUGCCCCUGGGAGGCUGAGGGUGGAGAGAUUGAGGGGGGUAGAAUUAGCACAAAGGAGAGUGGCAAGAGCAGUGAGAAACUGGCCUCGGUUUGCCCCUGGGAGGCUGAGGGUGGAGGUACUGGGAGUGGUAGAAUCAGCACCAAGGAGAGUGGCGAGAGCAGUGAGAAACUGGCCUCAGUUUGCCCCUGGGAGGCUGAGGGUGGAGAGACUGAGGGUGGUAGAAUCAGCACAAAAGAGAGUGGUACUUUACCCAAGGCUUGUCCCUGGGAUGUUGCGCAGUGAACUUGCCGAUGAUUUUAUUAUGAACGUAAACGUUCACCCAUUCGAGCACACAGACGUGCUCGUUGACACCAGCACACAACACAAACAUGUACAAAUUACCAAUAAAAACAUGGGUUUACAUUUGUUGUUCUACUACGAUACAGUGCAACAGAUGUUCUUGCUUGGACCUGGUAUGCACCCGAGAUUUUGUGUUGAUGAGCCGAUGCGAGCACAGCGUGUUGCUGAUUACAAGCUCACGGGCUGCACAGGAAUAUAGCAGCGCCCUUUCGUUAUUAUUGAGCUGCCCUGACCCAUGGCCUUUCAAUUAUCAUGACCCACACAUUCUUACUUUGACUUUCGUUCUGUGCUAACUUUGAUCGUUAAAUGUGAGGUGCCGUGGUUAACAUCCACUCGCGUAUACCCCGCAGUGGUCGUGAGUGAACAGCGGCAGUCCUCCCCAACCACACACCCAGCAGCGUGACAGUCUCACACCCAGAGAGUCCAAACAUUCUUCACCGUUUGUGUCCUACGACUGAAAAGCAAACCCAAAUAAAAUAAUGUUUCUUUCAAAAUGAAAAAUGUGAAUAUUUCGGUUAUCCGUUUUAACCGUGGGAGCGAUGGAAUUUGAAUUCACAUUAACCGGUUUUUAGCAAUUGGUUAACUAGAAACAGAACCGUCUGAGACCGCUUUGACCCAAUUGAACUGUAACCGUUUCGAUUUAAAGCUUUCGUGACUGCAGGGAUUGUAUCUUCUUGGUUCUUUCGGUAAAGUCACGUAGAAGGGAAGUAAUAAAAUAAAAAAAAUAAAACAUAAUAAAACAAUUCUCACGACGUUUCGGCCACAACGCAAGCAGCCGUCCUCAGGUGAAAACCAGGUCUGUCGAGGCGACAGCGU